AUGGGCAUCACCACCCACCAAAAUAUCCAACCCGCGCAGGGCGGCGUGAAGAUCACCAACGACCCCCCGAAGGGCCUCAGGGCAAACCUUCUAGGCAGCUACCUCUCCGACCCCGUGUCCGACCCCGCCUUUUUCGACGGCUGCGCGCGGCCGGGGGAGUUCAAGAAGCUGCUCUUUGGGCUCUGCUUCUUCCACGCGUUCGUGCAGGAGCGCCUCAAGUUCGGCCCCUUGGGCUGGAACGUGCCGUACCAGUUCUCCGCCCCGGACUUUGCCAUAUCGGCGCGCCAGCUGCUGAUGAUGGUCAACGAGGCCCCGCCAGACGCGCUGCCCCUAACGGCCCUAAGAUACCUGACCGGCGAGUGCAACUACGGCGGCCGCGUCACAGACGAGCACGAUAGGCGGUCGCUGGCGGCGGCGCUGGGGCUCUUCUACUGCCGGGACGCACUCGAGGAGGGGUACAGGUUCAGCGGCUCCCCACUGUACUUUGCGCCGCCAGAGGGGCCACACGAGUCGUACACAGCCCUCAUCAAGGCGCUGCCCUCCGCCGCGCCGCCAGAGGUCUUUGGGCUGCACGCCAACGCUGACAUCACCCGUGACCGCCAGGAGGUGCAGCAGCUGCUGGAUAGCCUCCUCGCAACACAGGGCAGCGGCGGCGGCGGCGGCAGCAGCAGCAGCACCGCAGCGCCCGCCACCUCGAACAGCGGCAGCGGUAGCGGCGGCCCGACGGCGGCCGCCCUCAGCAGGGGCAGGGACGAGGUGCUGUCGGACCUGGUCGCUGACGUGUCGCGGCGGUUGGCGCGGCCCUUUGACAUCGAGGCGGCGCGAUACAAGUAUCCUGUUGAUUAUUACGAGUCCAUGAACAGUGUGCUGUGCCAGGAGCUGGUGCGGUUCAACAGGCUGCUGGAGCCCACACGCAGCAGCAGCAGCAGCAGCAGCAGCAGGGGCAGCAGCGGCAGCUGCAGCAGCUGCAGGAGCGUCAUCCACUCCAGCCUGGCUCAGCUGGCCGCCGCCCUGAGGGGCGAGGCCCUCCUGAGUGAGGAGCUGGACAGGGUGGGGGCGGCCAUGUUCGACGGAAAGGUCCCUGCCCUGUGGAUGGCGGCCUCCUACCCCUCCCUCAAGCCCCUGGGGCCGUACGUGUCAGACCUCUGCGAGCGCGUCACGAUGAUGUCAGACUGGCUGGCACAUCGGCCGCCCCCGGUGUUCUGGCUGGGAGGCUUCUUCUUCACGCACGCAUUCCUCACGGGCGUCAAGCAGAACUUUGCGCGCCGCCACAAGGUUCCGAUAGACACGGUUGAGUGGGAGUUUGUGUGCGGCAGCGGCAGCGGCGACAGCGGCGGCGGCGGGGAUGGCGGCGGGGAGGGCGGUGCAGCGGUCGUGGAGGCGCCGGCGGAUGGGGCGUUUGUGAGGGGGCUGUUCUUGGAAGGGGCGCGGUGGGACGGCGCUGCGGGCUGCCUGGAGGAGAGCGAGCCCAAGGUGCUCUUCUCCCAUGCGCCCCUCAUGCUACUCAAGCCCGUCUCCUCGGCGCUGACGGGCGCUGACGUCACCGCCAGCGCCGCGCACGCGCGGCGCCACCCCCACGAGUACGAGUGCCCGCUGUACCGCACCCCGGAGCGGCGCGGCGUGCUCGCCACCACGGGCCACAGGUGCGUAGCUCUCACGUGCUUAGAGCCCCACCACACCUGGCUUAUCCCUCCUCUAGAAAAAUCACACCUGGAGGCGCGACGCUGCGACACCUGA
Messenger RNA from Monoraphidium neglectum, 1737 nucleotides. RefSeq names its product Dynein heavy chain 7, axonemal. Gene Ontology annotation, cellular component: dynein complex. Lineage: Eukaryota; Viridiplantae; Chlorophyta; Chlorophyceae; Sphaeropleales; Selenastraceae. The record is from RefSeq and is a predicted model, not a curated record. The coding region runs from base 1 to 1737 and encodes 578 amino acids. The transcript has 11 exons. Gene Ontology annotation, molecular function: minus-end-directed microtubule motor activity; dynein intermediate chain binding; dynein light intermediate chain binding. Gene Ontology annotation, biological process: microtubule-based movement.